Molecule: messenger RNA, 2931 nt
Organism: Notolabrus celidotus (New Zealand spotty)
Lineage: Eukaryota; Metazoa; Chordata; Actinopteri; Labriformes; Labridae
Gene: sox9a
Product: SRY-box transcription factor 9a
Exons: 3
Coding region: 312-1742 (476 amino acids)
Biological process (GO): positive regulation of chondrocyte differentiation; oligodendrocyte differentiation; heart development
Cellular component (GO): nucleus
Molecular function (GO): RNA polymerase II cis-regulatory region sequence-specific DNA binding; DNA-binding transcription factor activity, RNA polymerase II-specific
Source: RefSeq, a predicted model, not a curated record
AGACUCGGCAGCAAUCCUCAAAGAGUAGAUCUACUGGUCACAUUUCUCUUAAAAGUCACAGUUUUAAAGUGGAGCAUCAGAAGGCGAGCACUUGCACUCUGCCUUUUUCUCUGCGUGAAUUGUGAAAGUCAAAGGAGCGUCAAAAAACUUUUAUUUUUGACAUUUUUUUCCACUUCAAGGAUUCAGGUUUGCCAGUCAAGCCGUGCACCCUCAAAGGCUGUCACUGCGGUCUUUGGGCACCGCACUUGGAUUUAGAAAGAAGGAUUUUCUCCCUUUUCUACCGCGCAAAAGCUGUUCUUUAAUUAUUUCGCAUGAAUCUCCUCGAUCCUUACCUGAAGAUGACAGAAGAACAGGAGAAGUGUCACUCUGACGCUCCCAGCCCCAGCAUGUCGGAGGACUCCGCGGGCUCACCGUGCCCAUCUGGGUCCGGUUCGGACACUGAGAACACCCGGCCGUCCGACAACCACCUCCUCCUUGGUGCAGAAUAUAAGAAGGAGGGCGAAGAAGAGAAAUUUCCCGUUUGUAUCAGAGAUGCUGUGUCCCAAGUGCUGAAGGGCUACGACUGGACUCUGGUGCCCAUGCCGGUGCGCGUCAACGGCUCCAGUAAAAGUAAACCUCACGUCAAAAGACCAAUGAACGCUUUCAUGGUCUGGGCUCAGGCUGCACGGAGGAAACUGGCCGAUCAGUACCCGCAUCUGCACAACGCGGAACUCAGCAAAACCCUGGGCAAACUUUGGAGACUGCUCAACGAAUCAGAGAAGCGCCCGUUCGUGGAAGAAGCCGAGCGUUUGAGGGUGCAGCACAAGAAAGACCACCCCGACUACAAAUACCAGCCAAGGCGAAGAAAAUCAGUCAAGAACGGGCAAAACGAUCCCGAGGACGGAGAGCAGACCCACAUCUCUCCUAAUGCGCUCUUCAAGGCGCUGCAGCAGGCCGAUUCUCCUGCGUCAAGUAUGGGCGAGGUGCAUUCCCCAGGCGAGCACUCAGGUCAGUCCCAAGGCCCGCCAACUCCCCCCACCACCCCCAAGACAGACCUCCCCUCCAGCAAAGCUGACCUGAAGCGUGAGGGCCGUCCCAUGCAGGAGGGCACCAGCCGCCAGCUCAACAUCGACUUUGGAGCAGUAGACAUCGGUGAGCUUAGCAGUGAGGUCAUCUCAAACAUGGGAAGCUUUGACGUAGAUGAGUUCGAUCAGUACCUGCCACCUCACAGCCACGCCGGGGUUGCCGGAGCAGCCCAGGCUGGCUACACCGGCAGCUACGGCAUCGGCGGCUCCUCAGUCAGCCAGGCAGCAAACGUAGGGGUGCACACCUGGAUGUCCAAACAGCAGCAGCAGCACUCUCUGACCACCCUGGGUGGCGGAGGAGAGCAAAGCCAGCAACAGAGAACCACCCAGAUUAAGACAGAGCAGCUGAGUCCGAGUCACUACAGCGAGCAGCAGGGCUCCCCACAGCAUGCCACCUAUGGGUCCUUCAACGUGCAGCACUACAGCACCUCCUCAUACCCCUCCAUCACAAGAGCACAGUAUGACUAUUCAGACCACCAAGGUGGUGCCAACUCCUACUAUAGCCAUGCAGCAGGCCAAGGCUCCGGUCUGUACUCCACCUUCAGCUACAUGAGCCCCAGCCAGAGGCCCAUGUACACUCCAAUCGCUGACACCACAGGGGUGCCCUCUGUGCCCCAAACCCACAGUCCGCAGCACUGGGAGCAGCAGCCCAUUUACACACAGCUCUCCAGGCCCUGAGGAGGCCUCAGCACUGACUGUACAACACCCUCCACAAGCAUUGACUUCUUUCUGCCAGGUGUCACCUUUGUGCCACACACCCAUCAUUGCCAACAGAAAAACAUGACAAGGAUUUUUUUAUAGUACUGAAAAUAUAUCUUUGGAUUGGCUCACAACAGUGCCUUUUGUAUUGGUUGGAAUUGUGAUUAUAUUUUUUUAGAUAUAAUGUUUAAAAAGUGAAAUCCUCUGUGAGGACAUACUGGUUAUAAAUAUUUUAGUAUGUACUGUGUAUGUGUUCUGCUCUUGUCAUCAUCAUAAUCAGUGUCAUCAGCAUCUUCAUGAUUUGUAACAUUAACACGUUUUGAGGAGCAGGAAGCCGGGUACAAACACCCUCAGUGGCCUUACUUCUCACCAAUGUAUUUCUUGUACAAAAGUAAGAAACAUCUGUUUACUGACACUGCCGUCUUAUGAUAGCCUUCAUUCUGCUUUGAAUUUUUGUACUGUACAUAUCUUACUGUAAUUCCCACGAGAUGCAAGAGAUGAGCAAUCCAGGUUGGAAAAAGAUUUGAAUCUUUGGCCAUGAAAUGACCGUGUCAUCAGUGAAUUUGUCAAAUAUUCUGCUCUUUCUUCUGUGCUUUAGCUCAAAUUAUUGUUGGAAGCGCUAUAGCAGGUGCCAUUUAAUUCUACUAUAGGGGCCUUACUGUGUUGGUAGAUGUAACUGAGCAUUGCUUGCUUUUAUCUAAGAACUGCCUUGAUACCAUUGGUGCCUCUGGAGCCACAGUACUGAGGCUCCUUCCUCUGGCAUUGCAGUGUCUAAAACCAUAGCAUAGUUCUAACUUCCUGCACGAGGAGAUACAGGAAGCGACCUAUGACCUCUCUCCUCUGCAGCCAGCAGGUCUAUGGCUGGCAUGGGUCUAUCACUCUUACAGCCCUGUCUUUUUUCCUAACCUUUGUUUUUCUUAAUUUAUUCCUUAGCAUUAAUUUUAUUUGAGAUAACUAUUUGCAAUUAUCAUUUUAAUUCAGCAGCAGCUAACUGAGAUGAAAAGUUUUCAGUGGAAUAAUUUGCUGCCAUAUGUGGUACAAGUUUGUUUAUUUAUCAUUUGUAAAUGUUUCCGUAUAAAGGUUCCUUUUAUUCAUGAUCUAGUUAUGUACAGAUUACUUAUAAUUACACAAUGAGUCUUUCUCUAUAAAAUAAAAGAAAAACUGGAAA